AUGAUCUUCAUAGUUAAUAAUAAGAGUAUCUGUAUGAGAUUUUAUACAUCUGAACCCGACGUUCCGUUGAACUCAUUACAAGAACCCAUAGCUGUUGGAAAAAUUUUCUGUCGGCGACAGAUUUACGAAUUUAUUUUCGACAGCUGUACUGAUUGCCGUAACAUGGCAGCGGUACCUCAGGGUGCAUUUGCAGUUUGCAAAGUUCAAGAAUUUAUGGAGCGACUUCUCGCUAAAACUUUGGGGAACGUACUGUUUUCCAGUACCUCCUCAAGUGCUUCAGCUAAAAUACCUGAAACAUCUGCAGAAGCUCAUAUUCUUUAA
This is a messenger RNA of Cotesia congregata, 321 nucleotides long. Lineage: Eukaryota; Metazoa; Arthropoda; Insecta; Hymenoptera; Braconidae. The record is from the annotation of a GenBank genome assembly.